AUGGCCCACCCGCUCACCCAGCACCCGCCAAACAUGAUCGGCUUUGGCGCGCCGGCAACCAUGAGCCCGCUCGGCUUCGGCUUCGGCCAGCCAGCACACUUGGUGGCGGCGAGAUCACCUGGCUUCGGUGGCGCAAGCGCAAGCGGCAGCGGGUUUGGGUCGCCCGGCCCAUCGUCGAGCGGGUCACCGCUCAAGCCGUUCCCCGUCAACACGCGCCUCGUGCCCGCGCGCAUCAGCGGCUCGGCGUCGGCCCCGCCUUCCCCAUCACCACAUCAACACCAUCAGCAUCACCACCACCACUCGACGGCACAGAAGCGCACACGCCGCACGUCGUCCCUCUCGCCCUCGCCCUCGAGCUCGCCAAGCCCGCUCGGGUCCCCUCGGCUAACAUUACGCCGCCGCCAUGUCGACGACGACGACGAGAUUGAGGACAGGUCGGAGCGGAGGCUCGCAAAGGUCAAGCGUAUUCGCAAGGAGGCACAGGAGACUGUGCAGGAGGACAGGCCCGACGUCGGGCUCUUGCUUGCAUCCAUGCCGCCCACAUCACACCUGCCGAUCCUCCUCGAGCUCCUGCAGGAGAACCCGGCCCUCGCACCCCGCGUGCUGCGCAGCAUGCCGACGCCACCCCUUUCCAACGUCCUCGAGACCCUCGAGCGCAUCGUUGCUAAAAUUGGCAAGGCCGCCGGCUCGUGGGAGCAACAGUCCGGAUACGUGGCGACCCGACGAUGGAACAGGGUCGACGAGCACGUGCAAGCAUGGACCAAGAGCGCGAGCACGUACCUGAAAUUCUUCACAACGAGCAACUCGACAUCGACGCCGACCGAGCCGCAGACAAUCUACCACCUGCUGCACGCGCUCACGACGACGAUUGUGCAGAUUCUGGCAAUCGUGCCGGCUGGCCCGCCGCCCAACGCCAAGGAGUUCCUCGACCUCGCCAACAGCGUCCUGUCGGCGUGGUCGGACUGGGUCUCGGCGCUCAGCGACGAGGUCAAUCAGCGCGGUGGCAUGUUCCCGCAGUCGACGGUGCAGAACUGGGCCGACGGCAUCAACGCGCUGGCCGCAGAGACGCUGUCAACGCCCGCCGCCGCCGCGCCGGUCUUCUCGUCAUGGUCGACGCCAAUGUCGUUGCCAAGUGCACCAGUCGAGCCGAACCCGUACAUUGAGGGGUUCCGCAUUGCUCUUCAGCCGCUCCGUGAGCGCUUUGUCAAUGAGCUUGUGUUCAAGGCGGUACCCCCAGCCGCCAAGCGCCAGAAGCUGUUCCGCGCAUGUGCGGCCUGCGUCUCGUCCAAGACGCGGUGCGAGGACGUCACGCCAGACGGGUGCAGCCUGUGCCGGCGGCGCGGCAAGCCGUGCUCGCUGUCCGGCGUCGCCGCCGCCGUGGUAGAGCAGGCCGCCGUGGGCAUGAGCAGCUCGCACACGCACACCACGCACAGCCAGCUGCCGAGCCCUUCGUCGGCGCCCCACCCGGUCCAGCACCGCUCAAGCAGCAGCAGCGUGUCGUGGGCGUCUCCCUCGGCCGCGGCUGGGCCCUCGUCGCGCCCAGCAGCAGUGCCGCCGCCAGUAGCCACCUCGCCCCUGCACGCACAUGCGCAUCCAAGCCCUUCCGAGGUCGACGAGCUGCGGGGCCGAGUCGCCGACGCCGAGCGGCGCGUAGCCCGCACAGAGGCUGCGCUCGCCGAGCUCGAGGCGAGGGUCAAGGCCGGCGGCACUGGCAGCACCAGCAGCAACUACGGCGGCGCGAACGGCGGCGCCCCCUCCGACGACGCGUAUCGCCGCCCGCCGCCGAACGGCCGCCUCGGCGACGAACCGUUCGUCGACCUCCCCCGCGAAGGGCCGUUCAGACUCGCCACGUCGUCGCUGCUCAUCCCGCUCGACGAGACCAUCUUCUCCGUGUCCGCGACGAGAGCGUACCCCAACCCCGUGGACCGUGGGGUGAUAUCGCCGUCGACGGUCGAGCUGGCCUGGCACGGGUUCAAGGCCAAGAUAAGCGCUCUGCUGCCGCUGCCUCCGUUCUUGGCUGUGUCGACGCCCGUCCCGGCACACGGGUUCGUGGUCACAGCCGCGCUGCACCACGUGCCGAGCGCCCACUCGCCAGGCCUCGCGGGACUCACGGCAGAGUGCUUGCUGAUGGCCAUGUCGGGCAACGCGAGCGUCGACGUUGUGCUCGCGCUGCUGAUCCUCAGCCUGGCCCCCGAACGCCCAGACGACGAAGAAAAGCACGACAGCAAGAGAACGCGCGCGCCGCGCCCACCCUCGCCCUACCGCCUCAUCUCGCUCGCGUACUCCAUGGGCCAGAACCUCGGCCUCGAGAGCGUCGCCGAGGCGGCGCUGCGGCGCGGCGCCGACCUCAACCACGAGACGUGGAACGAGACACUCUGGCGCCUGCAGCUUUGGGCGGCGGUCGUGAACCGCUUUGCACUCCUGUCGCUCAUGUACGGCCAGACGAUCCCGCCAGCGCUCGUCGCCCCGCGUCUCCCGCCACUGGCCCGCGAUAGCGUCGAGGCGUGUAAUCGCCACUUGCGGGCCGAGGCGCGCGUCGUCGAGAUCUUCCGCCCCGUCGCGGUGCUGCUUUGCUCGCUCGAGCACCGCGACGACGAGUACCCGCUUCCCCUGAUCAACGACCUGUUUGACCGCAGUCGCGGGUCGUUCGACCAGGCGGAUGCGUUUAUCCGCAACGGCCAGCCGCCCUCACUGUGCAACGACGCCAAAUGCAUCGAGUUUGCCCUCUGCCUACGAAUGGGCUCGCUCACCUUCUGGAUCCCCUCGCCGCUGCGCGACGCGCGCGAGGCCGUGCUGCGCUGCCUCAACGGGUUCGGGCAGACGAUGCGGAGCAUGCUCGACGUCAUGCUCGGGCCCGGCGGGCUCGAGCCGACCCACCUGCCGGCGUACGCGGUCCACCUGCUGUCUACGGCGCAGCUGUGUUUCCGCCGCGCAGUGCGCUACGUGCUCACGCAGUACCCGCAGGCCAACCCGCCCCUAAUCGAGGUCAGCCGCCUCGACGAGGCCGAGCAGACGCUCCGCACGCUCGGCGCGUCCCCGCGCUUCCUGUUCACCCACGCCAAGCCGAUGGGCAACCUCAACCCCGCGCCGGCCGACGCGGUCGCCAACGGCGGCGACCCCUCUGGCGCGCCCGGCACGGCGCUCUUCGACUUUGACAUUAUGAACUGGGACCUGAGCUUCUUGUACCCGGAUCUGUCGGCCGCGGCGACGUUCCCGAUUCAGAUGUAACCCGAGUGCGCAGCGCGAGGGCUGGCCAAGGGCCGAGGGCCGAGGGCCGAGAAUGCAGCGCGUAGCUUGUACACUUAGUCG
Molecule: messenger RNA, 3309 nt
Organism: Vanrija pseudolonga
Lineage: Eukaryota; Fungi; Basidiomycota; Tremellomycetes; Trichosporonales; Trichosporonaceae
Exons: 4
Coding region: 1-3228 (1075 amino acids)
Biological process (GO): regulation of DNA-templated transcription
Cellular component (GO): nucleus
Molecular function (GO): DNA-binding transcription factor activity, RNA polymerase II-specific; transcription cis-regulatory region binding; zinc ion binding
Source: RefSeq, a predicted model, not a curated record